Fragaria vesca subsp. vesca is the source of this 1664-nucleotide messenger RNA. Its product is annotated as serine-threonine kinase receptor-associated protein-like. The record is from RefSeq and is a predicted model, not a curated record. Gene Ontology annotation, cellular component: SMN complex. Bases 374 to 1447 code for a protein of 357 amino acids. Gene Ontology annotation, molecular function: RNA binding; protein binding. The transcript is spliced from 7 exons. Lineage: Eukaryota; Viridiplantae; Streptophyta; Magnoliopsida; Rosales; Rosaceae. Gene Ontology annotation, biological process: spliceosomal snRNP assembly.
GCGCCUAGCCCUCUGUGUGAGUCUGUUCCUCUUUUUAACAUUUUUCUUUUAGAUUUCCAAAUUAGGUUUUCUCCUCUCUCUCUGUAAUUUCUCCUCACUAUUAGAUUUUGAUUCCACCAUUGUUGUUUUGAGGGUUAGGAGGUGUGGAUUUGUGUUUCAAACUCCUUAUUGAUAUUUCGUCUUCCCACCUGUUUCCAAAUACCGCCAAAUUUUUCUAUCUCCGCAUAAAAAAAUCCCCAAAUUGAGAAGAACAAAAGCUUUGAUUUUUAGGGCAAUCUAACACAAUUAGGGUUAGGGUUUCAAUCUCAUAAGUACAGAUCACGAAAAAGAAAGCAUCUUUUUUUAGUUUUUGUUUUUGGGCUUUCGAUUAGAUAUGGAGAAGAAGAAGGUGGCUGUGCCUCUGGUUUGCCACGGCCAUUCCCGGCCGGUGGUGGAUCUGUUUUACAGUCCGGUCACUCCCGAUGGCUUCUUCCUCAUCAGUGCCAGCAAGGAUUCUAGUCCCAUGCUGAGAAAUGGUGAGACUGGAGAUUGGAUUGGAACCUUCGAAGGACAUAAGGGUGCAGUCUGGAGCUGCUGUUUGGAUACUAAUGCCCUAAGGGCUGCCACCGCUUCCGCAGAUUUCUCUGCUAAAGUUUGGGAUGCGUUAACAGGAGAUGUUCUACACUCUUUUGAACAUAAGCACAUUGUUCGAGCAUGUGCGUUUUCAGAGGAUACACACCUUUUGUUAACUGGAGGAGUAGAGAAAGUUAUCCGUAUAUACGACUUGAACAGACCAGAUGCCCCUCCAAGAGAAGUGGACAAAUCCCCUGGUUCAGUUAGAACUGCUGCAUGGCUCCACAGUGAUCAGACCAUAUUAAGUUCUUGCACUGAUAUGGGCGGUGUCAGAUUGUGGGAUGUAAGAACUGGGAAAAUAGUUCAAACACUUGAUACCAAGUCAUCUGUAACAAGCUCUGAAGUCAGUCAAGAUGGUCGAUACAUCACCACUGCUGAUGGGUCUACAGUCAAGUUCUGGGAUGCAAAUUACUUUGGGUUGGUGAAGAGCUACAACAUGCCUUGCACAGUAGAAUCAGUGUCCCUGGAACCCAAGUUUGGGAAUAAGUUCAUUGCUGGUGGAGAAGACAUGUGGGUUCAUGUUUUCGAUUUCCAUACUGGUGAUGAGAUCGCCUGCAACAAGGGUCACCACGGUCCAGUGCACUGCGUUCGAUUUUCUCCAGGAGGAGAGUCCUACGCCUCUGGGUCCGAAGACGGCACCAUCCGAAUAUGGCAGACAGGCCCUUUGACUAAUGAAGAAAGUGAGGCGCAGGCAGCAAAUGGAGCUAUCGGAAAGGUGAAGCCACCCGUGGAAGAGGUCUCUCGAAAGAUUGAGGGCUUCCAAAUCUCCGACGAGGGCAAGUCCAAAGAGAAGGAAGAGGCACCGUCAGCAGCCACAGCAUCGGUGAAUGUGUGACUUUGUUCAGAGUGUCUGUCCAGAGAGUGUAUUAGCCGUUGCCCGGCACAAGUUCAGAUCUAUUCCUGGUUAAAGUACUACUUGGGUUACAUAGACAGAUGGAAACAAAUUUUUUGUACAACUUUCACUUCUGCAUUGUCGAGAUAUAUAGACUAUGUUCUUGUUACUGCUUGUUCAGACUACCUUAUAAAUGGAACUUUUCAGCUUCUUCUGGUUU